Messenger RNA from Gastrolobium bilobum, 390 nucleotides. RefSeq names its product GATA transcription factor 27-like. Lineage: Eukaryota; Viridiplantae; Streptophyta; Magnoliopsida; Fabales; Fabaceae. The transcript is spliced from 2 exons. Gene Ontology annotation, biological process: regulation of DNA-templated transcription. The record is from RefSeq and is a predicted model, not a curated record. Bases 1 to 390 code for a protein of 129 amino acids. Gene Ontology annotation, molecular function: sequence-specific DNA binding; zinc ion binding.
AUGGUUCAAGCAGCUACUCCACAGUGGCGUAUUGGACCAAAAAACAAGCCAGUUUUGUGCAACGCAUGUGGAUCAAGAUACAGGCAACGGGGAACCCUUGACAACUAUCUUCCAAAGUGUCGUGAUCCAAAGCUCGAUGUUAAGGACAAACCUUCAAGCUCUGAUCCAAAUUCAGGCAAGAAAAAUCCAGUUAUAUGGAACCCUAAAAUUCCUUCAAAGAAACGUUCACCGCAAAUCUCACGAAUAGAAAGGAUUCAAAAACAAUUUCUCGAUUUGUGGAACAAUCUCGGGCUACCAAAUGAGCCAUCCCCAGAAGAUUUGUUAUUGUUCCAUAACGUGAACAACUUAAUACCUAGCAAUGAAAUAGGCCCUGGAUGCAUUCGUCUUUGA